UACGUGUGCAGUUCGAAAGUACGGCCGGCCAAUUUGUGGAUUUAUUUUUAUUUUAAGUGAAAUUAAAAAUUGAAAUCGAAUUGUGAGCAAACGAAAUAAAACGUCGUAAUUGGUACUCGUAACUAAAUGUGUUUAAAUAUUGGAAUAGUGAAAAUUUUCAAACAAAUCAAUACAAAAAUUGUGUCAAACAUUAAAUUCAUACAUUUUAAUUUGAAUGAAAAGAAGUGCAACUUAAUAAUAUAAAUUUAAAGAAGAAAAAAUUCGUUCAAGAAAACAUAAAAAAGAAAUAUCAAAACAAAAAUUAGUCGAAAAAGUAAACAAAAACCACUGCUACAAUACAAGAACAAAAAUAUGGGGUUUUCAUCGGCCCUACAGGGCCGUGCCGCGCACGAGGCAUUAAUCGUGCGCCAAGAUGCCGAACUGCGCCUUAUGGAGACCAUGAAACGGUCCAUUCAAUUGAAAGCCAAGAGUGAUCGGGAAUAUGCGAUCGGUUUGGCUGCGGUUGCACAACAGGGCUUGAAAAUCGAUCGCGCCGAUGAAAUGCAAGGCAGCCUGAUAACGAAAGCCUGGCGCUCCUACAUGGACGAAUUGGAUCAUCAAGCGAAACAAUUCAAAAGCAAUGCAGAACUACUUGAAGUCGUCUGCGAAAAGCUGACACAUUUAUCACAGGAUAAACGUAAAGCACGCAAAGCUUACCAGGAGGAGCAUGCCAAGAUCGCAGCGCGCCUCAAUCAUCUCACAGAUGAAGUGGUUCGUAAGAAAGCCGAAUAUCAAAAACAUUUAGAAGGUUACAAGGCAUUGCGUACACGUUUUGAGGAACACUACAUCAAAUCCGGUCGUGGUGGUCGAAAGUUGGACGAUGUACGCGAUAAAUAUCAAAAAGCCUGCCGCAAAUUACAUCUCACCCACAACGAAUAUGUGCUCUCCAUCACCGAGGCCGUUGAGGUGGAGAAAGAUUUUCGCACAGUAUUGCUGCCCGGACUACUGGAGCAUCAACAAUCUGUGCAAGAGAGUUUCAUAUUACUAUGGAAGAAUAUACUGCAAGAGAUAAGCCAACAUGGCGAUCUCACGUCCGACAAAUUUAAAGAGAUACAGAAGCGCAUCGACAAUGUGAUAAACAGCAUAAAUCCCAGUGAGGAGUAUCGGGAAUUCACCGAAAAACACAAAACUUCCCCCACCACACCGUUAGUAUUCCAAUUUGACAAUUCACUCAUCGAGGAUAUACCUGGCAAACUGCAAUCAAACACACUUACAGUUGAUAAUCUCACAGUCGAUUGGUUGCGUUCGCGUAUCAUUGAUUUGGAAAUGUCCGUGAAGGAUUGCCAAGAGAAGCAGCUGAAAAUGAUCGAGCAGGCGAAUGGCGGUUCACCCAUAGCGAAUGGCAGCAUAACGCGGAAUGGCAGCACGGCAAGCAAUGGCAUACAAUCGCCCAAGGAUAGUCAGAACAGGCAAUCCAAGGACCUCAAUGCGCUGCGCUGUCAAGAGAAACAAAAACAAAAGCUGGUGGAUAUGAUUAAAUGCGCUUUGAAUGAGAUUGGCUGCGAAGAGUUGCCAUCUGGCUGUGAUGAUCAUUUGGAACAGAACUUCAUAGAGAAUAGUUUUAAUAACGACCAACAGCAGAACUCAGCGGCUUCAACUAAUUCUACUGGCGUAAGUAUUAUGAACGAGCUACGACGACGAGGUGGCGUAUUGACAUUACUACGCGGUAGACCUUUCAAACGCAAGUCCACACCGCAGCCGACUACGCCUACCGCCAAUCGAACGCGCACGCAACGUUUCAACAAACUUCAACCGAGAUCACAAAGUCUCGGCUCUUUGUCGGUAAAUACCAGCCCUGCGAAAUACGAGCCCAUUACUAACCCAUUGCGCAUGGCCACCAGCCUCGAAGCUAACACCAGCUACGGCCUGCAUGCCAUAGAUCCCGACUCAGUGAUUAUGUUUGAUCGUUGCGCCGCUACUGCAAAAAUGUUUCCCAAGCUGCGACGUACGCAGCUUUCACUGCUGUGUUUAAAUGAAGAGGACACACCUACCGCUUUUGUUAUAUCCAUUGAUACUAACCCAAACGAGCCCAUGCCAGAGUUUAACGAUCAUAGAAACAAUAAUAACAAUAUAUAUGCAGACCUGUUAGGGGGUUGUGAAUCGUUGGGUGGGGAUUGUGAUAGUGUUAGAAGUGGUGAGUUAGCAUUGCGACGACAAGAAAACGUGCGAAUCGAAAUAAAUCGUGAAGACAUAAAGAAUUCGAUUGAUGCGCACUUGGACAAGAUCGAUGAAUUAAAUCGCACACUGGAUGAUCGUCUGAAACGGCACUUGCCACAACUGAAUUUCGAUGCCAUCGAGACUGCCGAACCAACAGGGGUCACAGCUCGCACGAAAACUGUUGCAGAGCAAGAGGCACAUUGCUCCUCGAAGCGAACGUCCAGUUCGAGCUCGGACUGUCGGCCGUGUGCAGCGCGCAAAGACAAGGAUAGCGAUUCGAAUGGUAAUUGCAAGAAACGCUCCGUAUCGUUCUCACAAAAGUCCAUAAAUGCCAUUAUGACCAAUCUCAAGGAGUUUACCAAAAAGAAUGUACAGCCAAAAGCACCGAAGACUACCAUAACCUUAGUUGAAUAUAAAGAGAACAGCGAUCAGUUCGAGCUGAUCGAUCCGGAGCUUGGUAAGUCAACGCAAAGUAAUGGACGUGCAAACGAUCCGACCUUAAACGCCGACGCAAGCAAUCAAGCCACACAAACCAUAACUGAUACGGACACGAAGCCAAAAGCAAAUGGCACAGCAAAUAAAGAGCAAAUCACGAAUAACAAUAACAACAACCAUAACGACUCUACAGACGACACAAACACGAGUACAACAACGCAAGCGCCAGUGGUACUUGCCGAUGCCACAAAUCCGUCCAAAAACGAGCCAAUCGGCAUGUCCGCUAAGCUGCGUUUAAAAGUGCCCAAAAUACAAAAGAAAUCCAAAGCACUACGUCAAACAUUCCGUGCCAAGUUGCUGAAUUUCCAAAUCAAGCGGGACAAAAUAUGUAAACAGUGCACUAAACGUCGACGGGUGCAUCCAUCGAAGAAUGUUUUCGAUUUUAGUAAAGAUUUUGGUUUUAAAAAAGACGAAGUCAACACGGAGUGUUGCGAUGCGACCAAUGAGGAGUUCUGCACUUGUCCACCUGAGAAGAUAGUAAACAAGAGGGCCUUCAACGAGCCAACACACUUCGAUUCGACAAGCUCUGCCGAUGCUGAAGACGAAGGCAGUGGCGGUGAAGAUCACCUAAGUCUGAAGGAGCAUUGCUACAGUGUGCCCAGCUUGGCGAUGAGUAUGUCGCUCUCCACCAAUCGGCCUCUCUACGAAGAGGAAUGGUUCCACGGCGUGCUACCUCGCGAAGAAGUCGUACGGCUACUCAACAACGAUGGUGAUUUCUUGGUGCGCGAGACCAUACGCAACGAAGAGAGUCAAAUUGUGCUGAGUGUUUGCUGGAAUGGACACAAGCAUUUCAUUGUACAAACAACCGCCGAUGGGCAUUUUCGUUUCGAAGGUCCACCAUUUCCCAGUAUUCAAGAGCUCAUCAUGCAUCAAUAUCAAUCGGAGUUACCGGUAACGGUGAAGUCGGGUGCCAUUUUGCGACGUGCCAUUUGCCGCGAACGCUGGGAGCUGAGCAAUGAUGAUGUGGUGCUGCUGGAGAAAAUCGGCAGAGGCAAUUUCGGUGAUGUUUAUAAGGCGAAAUUGAAGUCAACCAAACAGGAUGUCGCUGUGAAAACCUGCCGCAUGACGUUGCCCGAUGAGCAAAAGCGUAAAUUUCUACAGGAAGGGCGCAUCCUAAAGCAAUAUGAUCACCCGAAUAUUGUCAAAUUAAUCGGUAUUUGUGUACAGAAGCAGCCGAUUAUGAUAGUCAUGGAACUCGUGCCGGGUGGCUCAUUGUUGAAUUAUUUGCGUAAGAACUCAAAUGCGUUGACGACACGGCAACAAAUGGGAAUGUGUCGAGAUGCGGCGGCCGGCAUGCGCUACCUGGAAUCCAAGAAUUGCAUACAUCGAGAUCUCGCAGCCCGCAAUUGUUUGGUUGAUUUUGAAAAUCAAGUAAAAAUCUCCGAUUUUGGCAUGUCACGCGAAGAGGAAGAGUAUAUCGUUUCCGAUGGCAUGAAGCAGAUACCUGUUAAAUGGACAGCGCCGGAGGCAUUGAAUUUCGGCAAAUACACCUCACUGUGUGACGUUUGGUCCUACGGUAUUUUAAUGUGGGAAAUUUUCUCCAAAGGUGAUACCCCCUACUCGGGCAUGAGUAAUUCACGAGCACGUGAGCGAAUCGAUGCAGGUUACCGCAUGCCAGCGCCUGAAAACACACCGCCCGAAAUGUAUCGGCUCAUGUUGAAGUGCUGGGCUGCCGAAGCAGAAGCACGACCACAUUUCGAUGAGAUCUAUAAUGUCGUGGAUGCACUGAUCAUACGUUUAGAUAAUAAUCAUUAACAACAACAACAACACUAUCAAAUG
Molecule: messenger RNA, 4470 nt
Organism: Anastrepha obliqua
Lineage: Eukaryota; Metazoa; Arthropoda; Insecta; Diptera; Tephritidae
Gene: FER
Product: tyrosine-protein kinase Fer
Exons: 15
Coding region: 352-4446 (1364 amino acids)
Biological process (GO): peptidyl-tyrosine phosphorylation
Molecular function (GO): non-membrane spanning protein tyrosine kinase activity; ATP binding
Source: RefSeq, a predicted model, not a curated record